AUUUCCAUAAAACGUAACAAAACGGAAAGGCAAUUAAUGGGAUUUUCACUUUUCAACAAAAUAUACCGAAUAAAACCAUCGGAAAUGUCCAGAAUUGCUUUAGUCGGCGCUUGUGGAGCAUUGGUUUGGCUGUUGCGACGUUACUUCAGCGGUGCGGUCUGCCAGAACAACGUAAAUUUGCGAGGAAAAACUGCCCUUAUUACAGGAGGAAAUACAGGUCUCGGCAAAGCAACAGCCCUUACAUUGGCCCAGAAAGGAGCACGCGUAAUUUUGGCUUGCCGUAGCCUCAAACGAGGUGACAAAGCCGCUUCUGAAAUACGAUCGCAAGUAGAGAAUGCACAAGUUGCUGUUUACUUCCUUGAUUUGUCGUCCUUGAAUUCCGUACGAAAAUUUGUGCAAGAUUUCGUCAGGACUGAAAAUGGUUUGCAUAUAUUGAUUAACAAUGCAGGAAUUUAUGGCUGCCCGCACUGGAAGUCAGAGGAUGGUUACGAAAUGCAGUUUGCUGUCAAUCACCUUGGACACUUUUUGCUGACAAAUCUUUUGAUGGACACGCUAGCCCAGUCGGCUCCAAGCAGGGUCUUAGUUGUUACCAGUUCACUUCAUAAACGAGGUACCAUCGAGUUUGAUGAUCUAAGCGGCGAUAAAGAUUAUAAGCCUCGAAAAGCAUAUGCACAAAGCAAGCUUGCGAACUUGUUGUUUGCACACGAGCUGAAUAAACGUCUUCCAUCAGGUAGUGUAUAUUUAGGUGUGUGGUGAGAUACCAAGCCAUCCAGUGCCUGGUGUACUGGCAGCUAACAUAAAGAGGGUGGGAAACCCAUUACAACACUUCAACAAAUAUUCAUACACACAAACAACACUGUUACCAAGCGUGUAGGAACCGGGGGGGGCACGUUUUUAGAAGACACAUAAAACUGUCCUUUCUCCGAUAACAAAUGCCCUUUGCCUUCAUGAAAAAUGUUGUUCAGAUUGAAUUUUUAUGAUUGCAUUUAUUUUUCCUUCCCUCCCCCUCCUCCCAGGCCCUCAAUUUUAUGGGGGGCCUGAUUUGCAGCGGGCAGUAUUUUGGCGGGCACAGGAAAGAAAUUUGUAAUUAAAAUUGAGUAUCAGCAUUUUCCAAAACUGUGGAUGCAUUGAAAUGUGUUAUGUUUUUCGCGUCAAAACAUUCGGGAAUGCAACCACAUUCCAAAAAUUGUGAAAUAGACAUCUUGGGAAAUGGGAAUGGCAAUAUCUGAUGCAAAAAAUCUACUGAGAUUAGCUAAUAAUAGUUCUCACAUUCCAGAAUGGUUUGUCACAAAAACAUGGCAUGGUCUUUUGGUAAUAAUUUAUAAGCCUUCCCCAUCACACAUACUUGUCUGUAAUAAAUAAGCCACCCAGCAUUUUGAUCCAUUAGUGUGCAAGCAUCCUGUUGACGAGUAAAAGUGUUGUGCAUUACAACCGUAAAAUAGGCUUCUAACCCUUUAUGGUUAUUAUAAUUAUCGCAAAAUAUAAAGAGCUAUUUUAGGCAAAUUAAGCUAAAUAAAAGUAGAACAAUAAAGUAGAUGCAUACUUAGGUGCAUUGCAGCUGAAUGGACUAACAAGAUAAUUUGGCAGUUAGUGUGGUUGACAAGACUCUUCCCUUGACAUGUAGUGUUAGACUUGGAGUAAAAUAAUAAUUAAACAGUAGGGUCACAUAUUUUGAAACAAAUAAAUAUGAAAUAACUUGUGUUUAUAUUCAUGAAAUAUUAUGAGUUAAUGAGAAGAACAAGAUUUGUGAUUUGUCUUUGUUGGUUACAUUUGGGCCAUACCCUCCCUCUUUAUAAAUUGAAGUAAAUGGUUGUUUUAGCUAUAAUAUCCAUAACAAGAAAAUCACAUAUUUUGAAACCAAAUAAAUAUGUAACAUAACAUGUCAUUCAUGAAAGAUUGUGAGUUGAAAUGAACAAAUCUCUGUUGGUUACAGUUGGGCCACACCCUCCCUCUUUAUGAAUUGAAAUGGUUGUUUUAAUUGUAAUAUCUAUAACAACUCUUAUAGCCAACUGAUUAACCUGGCCAUUUUUUAGUAUCUAUUCUAGUGUAUUUUGCUUUGCACCACAAAGGGUUAUCGUUAGGUUAGCCUACUUAAAUGCAGAGCAGAAAGACAAUGUUGAAAAAUGGUCUCUGGAGUUUGAAAUGUCCAUGACUGGUGGAUUGACCUUAUGCAUGAAUGAUUGUUUCAACAUUAAUGGUACCAUUAAGAUCUGCAAUGUGUGUUUUUUUGUCUUUUAAGGAGUAACAGUCAACUCGCUACACCCUGGUAUAGUUUGGACAGAACUAGCCAGAUACAGUACAUUUAAUCCUAUCCUUAGAUAUCUUGCCUAUCCAUUAUUACUCCUGAUAUUAAAGACACCGUGGCAAGGAGCGCAGACCACAACAUAUUGUGCGACUGAACCGUCAUUGCAAGAGGUGUCUGGACUAUAUUUUGGUGACUGUAAACAAGAGGAAUGUGCUCAGCACGCAAAGGAUGACGGGACUGCCAAGAAGCUUUGGGAAGUCAGUGAAAAAAUGACUGGUUUGCAUCAAGAAUAAAUAAACUUUGAAUAUACUGAAGGUCCUGAAGGGGUAAAAUGGGAACUGAGAUUUGCAGGGUUUGGUGGAUAAUUCGUAUAUACGUGCAUGAUAUUGUAUCACUCAUAGCAUAUAAUUAUACAGUAUAUAUGCAGUUUAAUUAAGAUCUACCAGGAACGGAACCUUGCGAAAAAUGCAAUUAUAAGGUCCUCUGGCAGGCGUCGAACCAGCUUCUCUACGAUUCCAGUUCAGCCAAGUGAAGUGCAAAACCAACCUCGUUCCCAGAAAGCCCUGGGAACGAGGUUGAUGCAAAACUUAAACACAUCUUUCAUGAUCUGGAAUUUGCCUAUUUUUGGACUGGGAAAAUGGGAUUUAAGUUACUGAGAUUGGAAGGCACAAAUCCCAUAUAUACCAUUAUGAAAACAGCUGUAGGUGUUUAAGUACAGCUACAGAGCAAUAUUGGAUACUAGAGAAUUUGUCUAAAAAAGUCUAGGAUUCAACUUGAUGCGGUCAUUUACAUUUUUCCCAGCAAAACUAGUUCUCAAGAAAUUUUCUUUCGAUUUCACAGUUGGGCCUGCAGAUUGAGAGAAAAUUCGGGCUGGGAAAUUGCAUAUAUAGGCGCCACCCUUCAGGACUCUCAAUAGUACACUGGAAAAUUUGAAUCAUUUCCAAUGCUUUGAUUCUCUAGGUUUUCUAGAAAAUCUUCACACUUUUUCUGGUAAAUUUCCAAAGUUUUGGAUUUCUAACUUUUUCCCCGGGUAAUUUAUGAAUAAUGUAGAAUUUCUGCAGUAUGCAAGUGUUUCAAAUUUUCUAGUUAUUCCGGGAUUUAAAAAACAAUUGCUGUACUGUGUGUUAACUUUGUAAGUGUUUUAACUAUAAACUAGUAUAUAAACAGGUAAAAUGUAUAAAAUAAAAUUCUCUGGUCGAAGAGUGAGACGAAGACGAAGCAAGAAAACAAACACUCUUUACAUUUUUUACGAAUCACGUGUAUAUAGACAUAGCAGCCCAGCAAAAUGUGUAUUCUAAAAGCGAUUUAUUUGUGUUGCUCAUUAUACAUGCAGAUUCCGAUGUUUACGUCCUUGUAUUUUCAUACAGUAUAAUAUACUGUAUGAAAAUACAAUGACGUAAACAGCGGAAUCUGCAUGUAUAUAAAUAAUGAGCUACACAAAUAAAUCGCUUGACAGCAAAUUAUUGAGACGAACUUUAUAUUACGUAUUUUUAAGCGUUUAAUUUUAGAAUACACAUUUUGCUGGGCUGCCUAUGCCGACUAUGCCAUAUUAGAGGAUUUUAGACGGUUGCGAAGAGAGAUGGAUUUUAUGUUUGAGUGGCAAAAACAUAUUGUUUUUGACACGAGAACAUAAUUUCAUAUCUUCUCGCAACCGUUUAAUGUUCUGUUUAUUAUAUGGACUUUUAAUACACAGAGUGACAAAAAUACACACAAAGAUGACAUGUAAAUAUUUAUAAAGCACGCGAAAGACCAGUAUCAAACAUUAAAAGCGAUAUUUUUUAAAAUUAUAGUGCAAAAAUAAAACUAGUAAGAAU
Molecule: messenger RNA, 4059 nt
Organism: Paramuricea clavata
Lineage: Eukaryota; Metazoa; Cnidaria; Anthozoa; Malacalcyonacea; Plexauridae
Source: the annotation of a GenBank genome assembly